Molecule: messenger RNA, 2259 nt
Organism: Paecilomyces variotii
Lineage: Eukaryota; Fungi; Ascomycota; Eurotiomycetes; Eurotiales; Thermoascaceae
Product: sucrose transport protein
Exons: 8
Coding region: 349-2085 (578 amino acids)
Cellular component (GO): membrane
Molecular function (GO): sucrose:proton symporter activity
Source: RefSeq, a predicted model, not a curated record
GGCUUUUAGACCGUUUUCUGACGUAGCGAAUCGACUACUCUGACCCCGGUUUCCCCGGAGUCUUAAGGCAUCGACGACCACGGUUCACACAUUCUCUGCGAUCGCAGUUAGAAGCAAUCACACGCCCAUUUACAAUAAAUUGACGAUACUUUGCGCCGGAGCGGGGAGUCGCAACGACUCGGACAACCCCUCGUUGCGACACUAGCCCGGUGCAGAUAUAGAGGGAAGACGGAGGGGGCAGCCCGCGCGACGAUUGUCGCAACAAGGAAAACAAUCAGGAGGUAGCAUUGAAGCCGAUUGAGCUUUGGAAGGGGCAGCAGACCGCAUGCUGUCGCCUACAUCGCUAUCAUGCCGCAAGCCGCAUCAUGGGUCGGUACUCCGUCGAUCAAGGGUCGCACGGAGGCGACGCGCAUGGCGCUGUUGACCUUCAGUCUGCUUGGAUUGCAAUUUACGUGGGGCGUUGAAAUGACCUACUGUACGCCUUACCUUCUUCAGCUUGGUUUGACGAAAUCACGAACAUCUCUCGUAUGGAUCGCCGGUCCGUUGUCCGGCCUGAUUAUGCAGCCCGUUGUGGGUGUUAUCGCCGACCGCUCGCGCUCAAAAUGGGGAAGACGUAGGCCGUUCAUGGUCGGUGGUUCACUGGUGGUGGCCGCGUGCUUAUUGGUACUGGGCUGGACGUCGGAAAUCGUCGGUGCGUUCGUGGCAGACGAAGAGAGGAAAAAGACCUUUACAGUUGCGGUUGCGGUUCUGAGCAUCUACGCAGUCGACUUCACGAUCAAUGUUGUCCAAGCAUGCUGUCGAAGCUUAAUUGUCGACACACUACCAAUCCCGCAACAGCAGACUGGAUCCGCGUGGGCCAGCAGAAUGGCUGCCGUUGGCCAGCUGAUCGGAUAUACAAUCGGUUCCAUCGACAUCGUCAGCAUCUUCGGAACCACUUUCGGCAAUACGCAGUUUAAGCAAAUGACUGUAAUUGCCGGGUUAUCAGUGAUCUUUUCUGUCGCUGUCACCUCUUACUCGGUCCGCGAGAGAGUCUUGGUCUCUGCUAGGGGUUCCGGUGGCAAGUCAGGUGCCAUCCAGGUCCUGUCGCAACUUUUCAGGACGGCUCUCGAUCUGCCUCCUCGGAUCCAGGCCAUCUGCUGGGCUCAAUUCUGGGCAUGGAUCGGGUGGUUUCCAUUCCUAUUCUACAGUACGACGUGGGUAGGAGAGACAUACUUCCGAUACGAAGCGCCCAAGGCAGCAGCUGAAUCAAAGGAUACUCUGGGUGAUGUCGGCCGUCUCGGAUCUCUCUCUCUGGUGAUAUUCUCUGCCAUCACUUGUGUCAGCUCAGUGGUACUUCCCUUCUUGGUUCGAGCUCCAGAUAACAAGAAAUCGGACUUUACGCCGCGGCCUCAUCCUGGAAUAGCCGCGUUUCUUCGCAAGAUCACGAAAGUGCAGCCGGAUCUACAGAAAGCAUGGCUGAUAUCGCAUCUCAUCUUCGCGGCCACCAUGAUUUUCGCCCCCCUGGCGCGUUCUGUCAAGGUUGCUACUUUCUUGGUCGCCGUGUGUGGCAUCCCAUGGGCCGUCAGCGGGUGGGCACCGUUCGCUUUCAUGGGCGUCGAGAUCAAUCGCCUCGCAAUGGGUCCAUCCUACAGCGCACCGCCCAGUACCACGAUGAUCACCUCCGCGACUUAUCGACGAAUGAACCCGGACCGUGACGUGGAAAUGGACGUUCUCCGUCUCAACCACCGCGAAGCAGAUACAGACAGCGACAGCGACGAUGAAGGGACCGGCUCCGAAGUUGCGUCCACGGGCGAAUUGGCUGGUAUCUAUCUGGGUGUCCUGAACGUCUACACUACUAUGCCGCAAUUUGUCGGUACCUUUAUCAGUUGGAUCGUCUUCAGCAUUUUCGAGCCUGGCGUGGCCGAUCCCAACAUCAUCGAUAAUGCCGCCAAGGAAGCUCAGAGAGCGCCCCAGGAGGCUCGGGACACUAAAUGGAUGAACCUCAACUCGGACACUCCCAAUGGCAUCGGUAUAUGUCUUUUCAUCGGGGCCCUGAGCGCUUUGGUGGCAGCAGAAGCCACGAGACGCUUGAGGUAUGUGCGGUAGUAGCACUCCUUUUUUUUUUUCUUGAUUACAGGGCCAGCACGCGCCCAGCGUUUCAUGAGCUCUAGUAAUGCCGGCCAGCACUUUGUUUGGGUUUGAGCACCUAGCCCCUUUUUAAUCUAUACCCAUUAUGUUUCUCGUCAUGUCGCCUACGACUGCAAGCGCAUUGAUUGCACC